UGGAUGAAGAGGCAAUCACAAGAACGCAUCUUGUUGAACCGAGAGAGACGGAGGUCAGGCAAGAAGAUGGAGAUGGCCACAGUAUGGGCUCAGUUAGGCACAGUCACGGCCACCGUCAUGUUCCUCUACGCCAUGUUUGAGAAGUUCUUCCCUCCUCCACUUCGCGGCCAUCUUCGAUCUUUCACCAACAAACUCACCUCCCUCGUUUCUCCCUAUGUCCACAUCACCUUCCAUGAAUUUACAGGGGAACGCCUCAAGCGCAGCGAAGCUUUCGCUGCUAUCCAAACCUAUCUCAGCGGAAACUCCUCCCAACGAGCCAACAGGCUUAAAGCCGAGGUUGUCAAAGAUAGCCAGACCCCUCUCAUGCUCAGCCUCGACGACAACGAAGAGAUCACCGACGAGUUUGAAGGGGUUAAGCUAUGGUGGGUUUCCAGCAAGAUCACUCCCAAGUCUCAGUCCUUCUCUUUCUACCCUGUUUCCGAUGACCGGAGGUUCUUUACCCUCACUUUUCACCGGCGUCAUCGGGAUCUCAUCACUAGUAAGUACCUCAGACACGUGUUGGAUGAAGGGAAGGCCAUUGCCUCCAGAAACAGGCAGCUCAGGCUCUACACCAACAAUCCGAGCAGUGGCUGGCAUGGCUACAAAAGCACCAAGUGGAGCCAUGUGGUUUUUGAGCACCCCGCAACUUUUGACACGCUGGCUUUGCAUCCCAAGAAGAAGGACGAGAUUCUCAAGGAUCUUGUUAGGUUCCAAAAAAGUAAAAACUAUUAUGCGAAGAUCGGCAAGGCCUGGAAGCGUGGGUAUUUACUCUAUGGUCCUCCGGGGACUGGUAAGUCCACGAUGAUAGCUGCCAUGGCUAAUUUCCUGAACUACGAUAUCUAUGAUGUGGAACUGACGGCAGUGAAGGACAACACGGAGCUACGGAGGUUAUUGAUCGAAACUCCCAGCAAAUCGAUUAUGGUUAUCGAAGACAUUGAUUGCUCUCUUGAUCUUACGGGGCAAAGGAAGAAGAAGCCGAAAGAAACUAAAGACAAAGAGGACGACAAACCCAAAGACCCUGUCAAGCAGGAAGAAGAAGAAGAGAAAAAGGCCAGUAAAGUGACUCUGUCUGGGCUGUUAAAUUUUAUCGACGGGAUUUGGUCUUCCUGUGGAGGAGAGAGGAUCAUCGUGUUCACCACAAAUUUCGUGGACAAACUUGAUCCUGCUCUUAUCAGGAGAGGACGCAUGGAUAAGCACAUUGAAUUGUCCUAUUGUUGCUACGAAGCAUUCAAGGUGCUUGCCAGGAAUUAUUUGGAUAUUGAAACCCACGAUUUGUUUCCCAGAAUUGAGGAAUUGUUGAAGGAGACGGAGAUGACACCCGCUGAUGUGGCUGAGAAUCUGAUGCCAAAGUCAAUGGAGGAAGAUGUGAAGAGUUGCUUGCAGAGGUUGAUUGAAGCUCUCGAAACGACAAAGCAGGAAGCCAAGAAGAAGGCAGAGGAAGAAGCCAAGAAGAUAGCUGAGGAAGAAGCCAGUGAGAAGGACAAGCCGGCAGAGCAGGAAGUGAAAGGGAUUGGGAAAUCAGGGGAAGGAGUGACGGAAAAUGGUUUCCGUUGCUCAGAAUGAAAUCUGAUUUGGUUAGCGGAAUGAGAAUCCAGUUUUUCUUUUUCUUUUUUUUUUGGGUUCAUUAAAAUCAACCCACUCAAGUAUUACUGCAGCUUGAAUCAUGUGUAACCUUCUUGAGUAAUUGAUCAAAAGGAACUAUUGUUCUUA
Messenger RNA from Prosopis cineraria, 1749 nucleotides. Its product is annotated as AAA-ATPase ASD, mitochondrial-like. Gene Ontology annotation, molecular function: ATP hydrolysis activity; ATP binding. The transcript has a single exon. The record is from RefSeq and is a predicted model, not a curated record. The coding region runs from base 4 to 1602 and encodes 532 amino acids. NCBI's taxonomy places the organism in Eukaryota, Viridiplantae, Streptophyta, Magnoliopsida, Fabales, Fabaceae.